This is a messenger RNA of Mesorhabditis spiculigera, 2757 nucleotides long. The record is from the annotation of a GenBank genome assembly. Lineage: Eukaryota; Metazoa; Nematoda; Chromadorea; Rhabditida; Rhabditidae.
AUGGGCUACGUAGUAGUGAUAGCGGUGAUGUCGUUAUUUCUGCUCGCCCUCUUCUUCUUCAUCAAGCACCUCGCGCUGCGACGCCAAUUAGCCGGAAUCCACAGCCCCCGUUCCUACCCGCUCAUCGGUCAGGCGUUGAUCAUCAAGCCGGAUGCUGAGGGUUUCAUGGAUCAGAUUAUGGGUAUGGGACAGCUUUACCCGACGGAUUCCCGGAUGGUGCUCUUCUGGAUCGGCCCCAAGCCGGCGCUUAUGAUCUAUUCGGCGGAAUUGGCUGAACGAAUCGUCUGCUCGAGCAAACACCUCAACAAGGGAUUCGCCUACAAUUUGCUAGAGCCGUGGCUGGGGCUUUCUCUACUGACUAGUAAUGCUGAACGCUGGCGCCCGAAACGCAAGCUGUUGACACCGACAUUCCAUUAUGACAUAUUGAAGGAUUUUGUUCCGGUUUUCAAUGAGCAUUCACUUACUCUCGUCAAGAAGCUGGCCACUGUCCCGAAAGGCGAAUGCAUCGACUUCUGCUCGUACGUCACCCUGUGCGCUCUGGACAUUAUUUGCGAGACCUCGAUGGGCAAACGCGUGAAUGCACAAAUUGAAGCUAACAGUCAGUAUGUUAAGGCGGUUUAUGAAAUCAACGACAUUGUGCUAAAUCGAACAAAGAAUCCGCUGAUGUGGAAUAAGUGGGCGUUCGACACGUUUGGGGAGGGCAAGGUGCACGAUGCUUGCCUGGCGACACUUCACGGGUUCACUGGACAGGUUAUCGCACAACGUGAAAGAGAGCUAGAAGCCGCCGAAUGGCAACUGGAGGGACGCCUGGCCUUCCUUGAUCUUCUGCUUGACAUGGCCCACCAAGGGCAAAUUGAUCACGGCGACAUCCAGGCCGAGGUUGACACAUUUAUGUUUGAAGGCCACGACACAACGUCUACCGCCCUUUCUUGGGCUGCCCAUCUCCUCGGCAACCACCCGGACAUUCUCCACCAAGCGCAAUUGGAGGUCGACAUGGUUUUUGCGGAAUACGGAGAAGUGAACGCAACAGCCUUGUCAAAGCUUGACUAUCUGGAACGAUGCAUCAAGGAGACCCUCCGCUUGUACCCAUCUGUGCCCACCAUCAUGCGAGAGCUCGGAUCGGAUCAGGAGCUCGCUGGCCGUAAAAUACCUGCUGGAAUGCAAAUCAUCCUCAACCCAUAUCUCAUCCACCGCGAUCCCGCCCAGUGGCCCGAACCCGAGAAGUUUGAUCCUGAUAGGUUCCUACCCGAAAAUUCCGUCAACCGCCACGCGUUUGCUCUCAUCCCUUUCUCUGCUGGCAGUCGAAAUUGCAUUGGGCAGCGCUUCGCCUACAUGGAGAUGAAGACGGUUCUCGCUUGGUUGCUCCACUACUUCGAUAUCGAAAGCGUUGACCGAAGAUGCGACGUCUCGCACAAAAUGGAGCUCAUCCUGCGUCCGGCGGAAGGCAUCCGCCGCUCGUUGAUACACCCAAUUACCCGGUCUGGGACGGGCAAAGCGAAAAAUGAUCGAGCGGGACACUCGGAAGUGCGGUGCCAGAAUUGUGAGAUGCCGUUUCAACUAUUGAUAUUUGUCGUGCUAUUGGUGGCCGUAAAUGGUGAUGCAACUUGCCCACAGGGUACCCUUCAGGUGCCUGGUCGUCAGUACUGUAUAAGCUUUACGGACGAACUUUCUUUCGGUGAUGCUCAGCAGGCCUGCUCUGACAAGGGCGCUACCCUCUAUGAGCCGAUCGACACCUACGAUGACAAACUGAUCGGGCAAAUGAUGCAGAAUUAUAGUCAAGCCCGCUAUGCGUGGAUCGGGAUUCUUGAAGAGCAAGGGAGCUUGCAAUUCGCCAGUACUGGUGAGGAGGCUGGGCGGAAGCAUCAAGUGUAUGGCAUCUAUCCAUUCUGCUCGCAAAACGUCGCCGGUUUCGGCAAACAGAUGAAUAACUGUACCCAGCAGGCAGGCAGCGAUACACCUUGCGAUAAAUACAUCGCCCAAAUGACGUGCGGUAUCGAGAGUGUGAAUGCGGUAUCGGCUGAACCGGAAAGGGACCGGCAGCUCGUCACUUCAUUCGUCAACGUUUUUCAUUCAUACCUGAAGCCUGAUUAUUUGAACAAAACCUAUGGGGAAGAUUGCCAGCAGCAACUUUAUGAUGGGCUAGACACGACAAAAACACUGGAUGUUCGCGUGUUGCUACGAGGAAAUGGACAUUUAUACCUUGCUGAUGCGGCAACAACGGCUGCCGGGAUUUGUACAAGCCCAAUGACUCGUUCCUGCGAUCCCGGCUGGUCAUACCUGGCCUCAUCGAAUGCAUGUUAUGCGGCGGCCAACUACUCCGAGUCUAUCACCCAAGAACAAGCCGAGUCGAUCUGCCAAGGCGCCGGCGGGAAUCUUGUUUCGAUCACCGGCAUCUCCGAGUUGUUGGCUGUGCUUGGAAUGGUCAGCGAGGCGGGGGAGGAUGUGAGCUACUGGACCGGGUUGACGUGCAGAGGCGGAAUGUGGCAGUGGACCGAUAAUUCGACGAUUGUCAUGGGAAUGGAUAUGAUGAAGAUGACACGCCGGAAGCGUCAGUAUUUUGUCGGUUCUCCCGGCGGCUCGACGAUGACGCCCUUGGUUAUUGCCGCGGGUCCGGAAUCGCUGCAGAGCCAAUGCACAGAGGGCGCUGGCUGUAUGAUUUCCCCAAUUAGCGAAAGCAGUUGGCGGGGCAGCAUUGGCACUUCGGGACUGUCGUGCACCAGCACCGACACCACUGGGAUCAUUUGCAAAAUGCAACUC